Messenger RNA from Hyaloscypha bicolor E, 1270 nucleotides. RefSeq lists its product as uncharacterized. The transcript has 5 exons. NCBI's taxonomy places the organism in Eukaryota, Fungi, Ascomycota, Leotiomycetes, Helotiales, Hyaloscyphaceae. Bases 26 to 1144 code for a protein of 372 amino acids. The record is from RefSeq and is a predicted model, not a curated record.
CACAUUUCAAAUGUCGUCAGCAAAUAUGGAUCCGAUCAGUGCAGUACUUCAACUUAGCGGCGCUGUCAUUUCUUCAUGCAGCAACUACCUCACUGCGGUCAAGGGGGCGCCGGCUUAUCUUCGAAUUAUUGUGUCAGAGGUCGCGGCUUUGCAAUCAGUGGUCGGCUUGCUGGACCUACCCUUCGCUACUUCGGGAAAUGCCAAUGGGAAUCUCCAGGAGAUAUUGAACAGCCCUGAUAGUCCUCUGAAAGCAUGUCAGAAGGCUCUGCAAGAGCUGUGUGAUCUGCUGAAUGUGACUGCGGCAGCGCCUGCCGCAACUAGUUCAAGCAGUAACCCCACCUCAACCCUAACUGGCAGUCCGCCUGCCACUUCAGGAUCGCAAAAGAAGUUGCGAAUUAACAAAGUAUUGUCGAUUCGUUUAUUAACCAAGGUCAAAGAGCAACGUGCAGAGCUGGUUUGGCCACUGAAGCAAAACAGAGCUAAGGCCUUGCUCGCCGAGAUUUCACAAUACAAAUCGACGAUCAGCCUUGCGUUGGCUGUCGAUUCGAGAACUUCCGUUGGCAACGUUUUGUCGCAAGUAGAUAAACUUGGCCACCACAAUCAAGGGAAUACAAAUAGAGCCCAGAUCGAGCAGGUCCUGUCAUGGCUAGAUGCUCCAAAUGUCGCCAACAACCACUUCCGGGCCAUAACAGUGCGCUGUCCUGGAACAUGCUUAUGGGUAUUUUCGCAUUCCCAUUACCAGCAAUGGAUUUUGGAAGGGGGGUUGUUGUGGUUAAACGGCAUUGCUGGUUCCGGAAAGACUAUUAUCUCCUCUGCCAUCAUUCAACAGCUGCAGCUUGAUUCUGCUUCCGACAACCUAACAGUUCUCUACUUCUACUUUGGCUACACAGAUUUUGGGAAGCGGACUAUACGAAGCCUUCUGCUAUCCAUCAUUUCUCAAAUCAUAACGCAAAAGGAUGCCGCCAUGGUCAAGCUGAAUAUGUGGGUCUCUUCACGGCCAGGUCCGCGGUUUUUCGCACUAUCUCAAGCUUCGACCACUUCCGAAUUCCUGGAGAGCUUGGUCGCGAAGUUGGCCGAAAACCAAAAGAUCGUUCUCGUUGUGGAUGCCGUCGAUGAAAGUGAGGAAACUCAAAACGUCACGUGACUUCUCGUCCGCCUACAUGUGAUUUCUGAUCAUGCUUUUGUACGUAAUCUAAUUACACGUGGAAGCACGUAAGCUCGUUCGAGCCUAUUAAAGGACCCGAACGUGCAGGAAUGGAAACGUUACGUC